Messenger RNA from Acanthamoeba castellanii str. Neff, 1464 nucleotides. RefSeq lists its product as uncharacterized. The record is from RefSeq and is a predicted model, not a curated record. NCBI's taxonomy places the organism in Eukaryota, Discosea, Longamoebia, Acanthamoebidae. Bases 1 to 1464 code for a protein of 487 amino acids. The transcript is spliced from 5 exons.
AUGCACCGGCCCUCGCUGCCGUUCUUCGUGGUGGCCGUCGUGAUACUCGGGCUGGCGGCAUCUCCGGCGCGGGCGCAGGAUUGCGCGAACCCGCUGGCGGAUAACCUCGACCGGACGUCCAGCGCCACCAUCACCCGGCCCCUCCUCGCACAGCGCUUCCAAGUCGUCAACCAGAGCGUGAUCACCGGGUUCUACGCUCCGCUCUCCGGACCCAGAGGCGUCGACUCGGCGCGGCUCUACGCCGACAGCGCAGGCGCACCCAGCGCCACCGCCGUGCCCAACGCCACGCUGGACGUCACCUCCGAGAUUGUCGGCUUCACGGCGACGCCGACCGCUACUGCCGAUGGCUUGGUGCUGGGGCCGGGACUCUACUGGCUCGUGGUCGAUGCCGGGUCCACGGCGCACUGGGAGCGCCUGGCCGUGGACUCGAGUCCCGCGGGAUCUUCUCGGGUGGUGCUGCUGGGCCUGGCCUACCGGGCCAACCCCAACCAGGCGUGGGUGGUUGACGCCGGCAACAGCUUCAAGCUGACGGUCAGCGGCUGCGCGCCGGACCAGUCCAACACCUCAACGCCGUCGCCGUCGCCGUCGCCAUCGCCGUCGCCCGGCAUUAACCCGCCGGGGCUGCAGGUGGUCAACGUGACGUCGAGCUUCGAGGCCGACGCCGCCAGCUUCAACCUCACCGCCACCAUUCGCGGGAAUGACACGACGUCAGGCAGCGAAGAGGAGGCGGUGCUGACUCUGCGCGCCGAGCUGGAAGGCAUCCAAGUGGGCGAUAUCACGGUUCCGGCCUCGUCGCUGACCGGCUUCCAGCGAACGCAGCUGAACGAGUCCAGCGGAGACCCCGACGCUCGGACGACCUUCGCCUACGUGGCCAACGCCGACGCGACGGCGAUCGAACAGGAGUUCUCGUUCCACCGGAGGCCGGAGCGAGGCAACUUCUUCGGUCGCUCGUUCGGCAUCGCGCCCCACAGCUUCAAGUGGUCGCUCCGCCUUUCCUCCAUCAAUUCCUCGCAUUCCUCAUCGUCGUCGGCCGUCGAGCACACGACGGUGUUCGACGUCGUGCUCCUGGCCGACGCCGACUAUAGCCUGAGCCUGGCGCCGAUCGAGCACUCGCUCAGCUAUCGCUCGGCGUCGGGACCCGACGGAGUCGACGUGGCCGAGUUCGUGCUGGAGCUCCGAUUCCCGCCCUUCAACGGCUCGCUGGCCUACGACCCGAGCCUGGGCAUCGACGUGCUGCUCGGCUCCGACGAUGGUGAUGGCGGCGACGGUGGCAGCAGCGGAGGCAGCGAUAUGGCGCUGGUGAUCGGGGUCGCUGUGGCGCUGCCCAUCGCGGCUGUGUUGGUGGUGCUGGCGAUCAGCGCGGGCGUGGCAAUCGGCUGGUGGCUGAGGAAGCGGGAGACGACCAAGAGUGUCGCCAGAGGCGACUCGGUCAACUUCCACUACCUCGACUCCUCCGAGUUGUGA